AUGGGAACCCGAGUCAACGAGUCAAGCGAAGAGCCUCCCGCAGCUGACUAUGGCUCGAGCGGUAGCGAGUCGCCCUUCUCCCCGGCACAAGAUCCUGAGAAAGCGAUCGAGAAAGAGAGCGACGCGAUACAGAAUGGACAAGCUGCUCUCGAGCCUGGAAUCCAACGUACCCGCACGCGCACUAUGGGCAAAUUAAGAAUGAGAGGGACAGAAGAUGACCUUCCCACGGAUUGGUGGUUCGCGUCAACUGCAAUUCCUCUCGUCGCAGCAACCUUCGCUCCCAUGGCCAACCUCCUCUCGAUUGCCGCUCUCGUCGUGCCAUGGAGAAGCCACACCAUUACGAACGACCCUCUCACCCGACAGAGCACCUCGGUUGGAUACACUGACCCGCAUUGGUGCUAUGCCUUGAACAUUGCAAGCCUUGUGUGUGGCUUCCUCGGUAACAUAUUCCUCCUCUUCAACUUUACACGUCGUAUCCGGUAUAUCGUGGCUUUACCCGUUACUAUCUUCCUCUUCUAUGUCGCUUCCGGAAUCCUGAUUGCCAUUACGGCGUCGAUGAAUAUCUACGUCCCCCCGGAGAAGGGCGACAUAUAUUCCCAGGGCUUUUGGCAUGCCGUCAUAGCAGCCAGCCUUUACGUGUUCAACUCAAUGAUAUUGAUGGUCAACAUGGUGGGCUAUUUCCUGGGCCACUAUCCCCAGCACUUUACCUUGACCGACGAACAACGCAACCUAAUCCUGCAGACAAUGCUCUUCUUCUUCUGGCUUGGCGGCGGUGCCGGCGUUUUCGCAGCCGUCUGCGACUGGGACUAUCCGGAUGCACUAUAUUUCUGCAAUGUGACAAUUCUUACGAUCGGAUUCGGCGACUUUGUAGCUCCCAACGAUGCAGGAAGAGGUCUCGUGUUCCCAUAUUCAGUUGGUGGCAUCAUCAUUCUCGGUCUCAUGGUCAGCUCCAUCCACAAAUUUGCUGGCGAGCUCAGCAAGGACAACGUAGUGCGGAAGCAUGUCGAAAACCGUCGAGUCAACACGCUGAGCCGUGCCGUGACAGUAACCGAGAACGAAGGAGAUGGCAAUGUCGAGGCGCAACGAGAUCAUCUCGAGCACGAGAUCGAGCAGCUUCAUGGAGUCCCACCGAGCAUAUCGAGACCUUUCCAACCAGAACAGCAGCGACGAUCGCCACUGGACACAGAUACCAGGCAAGUGCAAUUCCACGCAGCAAUGCAGGAUGAAGCAACACAGACCGAGGAUGAGGAGCCACGGCCAAAUCAGUUCUUGAAGUCCACGUUUCGUGCUGUCAAGAGAAACACUUUCCAGCUCGCCGUGCAGGCCAUCAAGCCGAAGCAGAAGGCGCUGAUCAUGCGCGUGGAAAAGGAUCGCUUUGUCGCCAUGCGGAAGAUUCAGCACGAUGCCCGACAGUUCAAGAAGUGGUCAGCACUCACAGUCUCGGUCUUUGCUUUUGGUAUACUCUGGUGCAUAGGUGCGGUCGUUUUCUGGCAGGCCGAGCACGAGACCCAAAACCUGAGUUAUUUCCAGGCGCUUUACUUUUGCUACGUCUCGCUACUGACUAUCGGGUAUGGAGACUUCAGUCCUAGAAGCAACGCUGGAAAGCCGUUUUUCGUGGUCUGGUCCCUGAUUGCCAUUCCCACUAUGACGAUACUCGUCUCUGGCAUGGGCGAUACGGUAAUUGCAACCUUCAAGAGAGCCACGAUCAAGUUGGGCGAUUUUACUCUCCUGCCCAAAGCGGGAAUCUGGCAUAAUGUGGUGCAAUCCCAGCCGUGGCUGAGAAAUUGGGUACAGAAGGUGGCGCUUAAGAGGAGAGUUCAAAAAGGGAUGCCUGUGGGACCAGAUCCUGAUGCUGUCGAUGAUGUGCCAACGAUAGAGCAACUGGCGUCACAAGAGCUGGAUGAAGCGCAAAUGACGCGUCGAUUAACCUUUGCCAUACGUCGUACCGCCGACGAUCUGGUUCGGCAUCCUGGCAAGCGCUACAGCUACGAAGAAUGGGCCGACUUUACUCGACUGAUCCGCUUCACGAAGAUGAAUUCGGAAGAGCUAGAGCGAGAUGAAGAUCAAGAAGGCGUUGUAGAAUGGGACUGGCUGGAUGAGAAUAGCCCGAUGCUCAGUGAACAGAGCGAGGCAGAGUGGGUGCUGGACCGGCUAUGCGAAAGCCUUCUUCGCUGGCUCAAGAAGAAUUGUAUCGGCGGCGACAGUCUGUCUCCCACCGGUGGGUUCCACCUGUCGCAGGAGGAACGCAUCUAUGCCGGCCUGGGUCUGUCUCGUUCCGACACGAUCACUCCCCAGCAGCCGACCACCACUGGACGCUCCACUGGUGCUGCGAUGUUGGACUUCUUUACGGGAGAACGCAACGGCGAAAAUGCCUACGCAAAGCAGGAAACGAUAUGGAGUGACAAAGCGCGGCAUCGACGACAAAACGCACGACGCCGGUCCAGCGGCGGCGAGAGGAGAGGACCUUUCCAGAAGCUCCACCUCCACACUCGCGCCAGCCCCCAACCGCGGCUGGAAGGCAGUCGUGGAGGUGCCGGCGAUCCCACUCUGAAGGCCAGAGCCCCGGGGAUUGGACAGACAUAG
Messenger RNA from Cyphellophora europaea CBS 101466, 2583 nucleotides. RefSeq lists its product as uncharacterized. Lineage: Eukaryota; Fungi; Ascomycota; Eurotiomycetes; Chaetothyriales; Cyphellophoraceae. The transcript has a single exon. Gene Ontology annotation, biological process: potassium ion transmembrane transport; stabilization of membrane potential. The record is from RefSeq and is a predicted model, not a curated record. The coding region runs from base 1 to 2583 and encodes 860 amino acids. Gene Ontology annotation, molecular function: potassium ion leak channel activity. Gene Ontology annotation, cellular component: membrane.